UCCUCGUCUCUGACUUUGCCCCAGUCAGACUUACAGCACAGGUUUCCGUGUUCACACAGGGAUCACCCCAGAAUACAACAAGCUGACUGGAAAAUGUCGCGGGCUGCUGAAAGACUCCGGCUGCUGGUCAGUCAUCUUGAUCGAUCACCCGCUGCGAUCAGAGCUACAUCAACCUCUGCUCAAAGCCUCACCUACAGUCACCCACAGAGACUGAGAUACACUUUUGAUACCGACCUGCUGACCCCAGAACAGCGACUCUCCUAUGAGGAAAAUGGCUUCAUCCUCAUCAAGAAUCUGGUGUCUGAAGAGGACAUCGACAGGUUCAGGAAAGAGUUUGAACGGAUCUGUCGACAGGAAGUGACGGUUCCCGGUCUGACGGUGAUGAAGGAUUUGGCGAUCGCUAAGUCAGAGUUCGUUCCGGAUGAGAAAGCGGUCUCCAAACUCCAGGACUUCCAGGAAAAUCCUCAACUGUUCCGGUACUGCACCUUACCGCAGAUUGUGAAGUAUGUCGAGUGUUUCACUGGACCCAACAUUAUGGCCAUGCACACAAUGCUGAUCAACAAACCCCCUGACGCAGGUAAGAAGACGUCCCGUCACCCGAUGCAUCAGGAUCUGCAUUAUUUCCCGUUCCGCCCAGCAGACAGGAUCGUCUGCUCUUGGACGGCAAUGGAGAAAAUUACCAGGCAAAACGGCUGUCUGGUCGUCCUGCCGGGGACACACACUGGCACGCUGCAGGAGCACGACUACCCCGAGUGGGAGGGUGGUGUAAACAAGAUGUACCAUGGAGUGCGUGACUAUGAUCCGCAGCACCCCAGGGUGCACCUGGAGAUGGAGAAGGGCGACACCGUCUUCUUCCAUCCACUGCUGAUCCACGGCUCUGGCAUGAACCAGACACAGGGCUUCCGCAAGGCCAUCUCCUGCCACUAUGCCAGCGCUGACUGUUAUUACAUCGAUGUGAGGGGAACCACGCAGGAAAACAUAGCAACAGAGGUGGAGGAGCUCGCACUCAGGAAGCACACUAAAGGCAACGAAAUUACCUUCCAGGAUACCUGGGCUUUCCGAGGCCGCCUGGUUCAAGGAGAGAGGAUUUCACUGUAAAGAAGCCACAGACGUGUUACAGAAAGAAAGAAAAAAAAAAAACCCACCAUAUUAUUGCAGGGUGACCAACCACUGAGCUGAAACUAGAACAUAUUGAUAUGGUGAUGGGUAAGAGGCAACACACAGGCACAGUGUCUUGUCAUGCAAUCCUUAAUCUGCUUUCAUAAUGGAAGCAUGUAAUUCUUAGAUUACUUAGGUGUUGGUGAUUGAGGCUUGAUAGUUUAUGCUCAUUGUAACAUUUUGGAAAUUUAAUAUAUAGAGAAUAUAAAGAUAGGAAAUACUGUUUCAGUAGAAAAUGUCAGUUACCUACCAUAAACAAAUCAUUACACUGUACUUGACAUUCAGUACCCCUCCUGCUACUUGCUAUACAGCAUUUUACGGCACAAAAUGCAGUUGAAAUUGCACUUAAAAACAGUGGAAUCAUGUGAAUGCAUCUUGAAAUGUCUAUCAAGCUGUUUAAUGAAAAUGGAAAGGAUAUUGCGCCUGUGGUAACUGCACAGAAGCUUAAAGAUGAAUUUGUAUGUUGAUUAGGAAAAGUAAGAAUUAUUAUGUGUGAGAGCGAGGGCGAGAGAAUAAUGAAAGCUACAUUUUAAACUAGAGUAGGUGAUUUAUUUCAAUAGCAUUUAUUUUAACAUGUGUUUUGGGAGAGGGUGUGAUUUCAUUUCAUUUCAGUUGGAUACUUUCAAAAUCUAACUGUCUCUUGCUUUCUGCAACGUUGCCUAACCCAGCUUUAUGCAGAAAUAUGUAAAUGAUCAGGGUUGAGAGUUGUAGCUCUUGUUAAUUAACACUAGAGGCCUUGACUUUAUAAUGUCUUAUAAAUGUGUCAACAUGUUAAUUUUAAUAUAACGGUUUGAUGAUGAGUGAGUGGAUGAUGACAAUCUUGCUAGGAUAAAUGUAAUAUUUUGUUAACAUUAAGAAUAAAAAAUGACUGCUAAAACAA
This is a messenger RNA of Micropterus dolomieu (smallmouth bass), 2038 nucleotides long. It is a transcript of the gene phyh, whose product is annotated as phytanoyl-CoA 2-hydroxylase. NCBI's taxonomy places the organism in Eukaryota, Metazoa, Chordata, Actinopteri, Centrarchiformes, Centrarchidae. Gene Ontology annotation, biological process: fatty acid alpha-oxidation. The transcript has 9 exons. Gene Ontology annotation, molecular function: phytanoyl-CoA dioxygenase activity. Bases 94 to 1098 code for a protein of 334 amino acids. The record is from RefSeq and is a predicted model, not a curated record.